Molecule: messenger RNA, 1809 nt
Organism: Hydatigera taeniaeformis
Lineage: Eukaryota; Metazoa; Platyhelminthes; Cestoda; Cyclophyllidea; Taeniidae
Source: the annotation of a GenBank genome assembly
AUGCUGGUAGCAGCGGCAGCAAUCGGGUGGAAAGAGGCUGAGCUUUUGGACAAGGUUGUUGUACGCCGCGGCAGCCCGCUGUCGUCGCCACCACCAUUGCUGCUUCUGCUGCCACCACUACGACGACUCAGAGGCAGCAGUAGUCGUUGUCGUGGCCGUCGUCGUACGUCCUUGUCCAGAAAUUAUUCCAUGUGUGCGCGCCUUGUCCGAGCCGUCUGUGUUGCCUUGCACGGCGUUACGUUAGUAAACUCAAUACGGCAUAAUCUAUCACUUCAUGACAAGUUCGUCAAGUGUCCAAAAGCUUCCGAGAGUUCUAAGUCCUCCUACUGGCGACUCAACGCCAACUCUCUUAACCGUCCUUAUGUGCGUCGGCGAACUUGCUCCUUGGACACACCAGGAAACGUUGCUGGUGGUGGUGGAGGCGGUGUCGGGGGUAAAAAGGCGAAGUCCCGUCUUGGAGGUGGAGGUGGCGGGGCAGCGGGUACCACAUCAGCUGCCAAGCGUGCUGCGCAGAUGGCCGCUGCUGCCGCUGCCGCUGCCGCUGCUGCAGCAAGUGGCGGUGGUGGUGGGGGCGGAAGCAGAGGAGAGAUGAAAUCGGGCGGUGGAUUGUACUGCGGCGAUGAUCUUCUCGCCAGUCUGCAGUCGGGAGGGAGCUCAACUGCCGCCGUCCGGUCUCAUCUAAAUAGCCUUUCCUCGGGCAUCGCGAGUGCCUUUAGCAUUCCCGGUGGCGGAGGUAGCGACACAUUGCUUGGACUGAAACCUGAUCCUGGAUCAGCACUAAAUCACCAUCCUUGGACUAACUCGGGUUUCCUCACCGAUCGGAAACAGCCCAAUGAAGAGCUUAGUGCUUUAUGCAAAAUGCAGGGAAACGAUUCGGUCAGUUCGAGCAGUUUAAGCUUGAUGAGCGGUGGCGGUGGCUAUGAGUUUCAAGUUCCGCGUCCACCUCCCUCCUCCUCCACGCGUUCAAGUUUUUCCUCCUCAGGGAUUGGUAGUGACAGAGGUUCCUCGUUUUUCUCCCCUCCUCCACCACCACCACCGCCACCACAAUCGAGUCGGUAUCACCACCACCAUCAAGCCUUUUCCCACGACCAGCAGCAGCGGUAUGGAUCCCUCUGUGAUGCUUCUCCCACCGCUGCCUCUACGAAUACCACUCCCACCACGACCUAUGAUCAGCUGACGGGUAUCCUCACCGGAUCAGCCGAGUGUCUAGAUGGGGGUGCAGAUCCCUUCCUCCGCGACGAUCAGCAUCAGUUGCAACACCAUCAACCCCCACCAUCGCUGCCGCAUCACCAUCAUCAUCACCACCAUCAUCAUCAUCAACAUCCACCACCGCCACCACCAACAAACUCACACCUCCACAACCUCUUGAUGUGCGGUGAUUCGUCAGGCGGGGUGUCGGGUUCAGCAUUACCUUCAACGAUCCAUGGAGGUAGUGAGCAGCAGCAACUGCUAAGUUCUCAGGACGCUAUGGAGCUGCGAAUCAGCCUUGAGAUUGCGAAUAGGGUCAAAUCAGGCGAAAUGAGCAGCACCAUGCAACAGUGGGCGGCAGUGGCGGCAUCGGCUGCGCGGACUGUGGAGAAUGGUGAAUCCUACCCUGUUCCUUUCCUCCUCCCAAUUCUUUCUCGCUUGAUAAACCUUGGUUUUGUUCUCAGGGCGGCAGCGGCAGCAACAACAGAAGCAGUAAAUUUAACAAUGAGAAAAACACCAUCAUUAACUACUAAAUGUCUCUGUCCACUCCCUGUCAUUAAUGAACGCAGUCUCAUUUAUCCUACCCAUUCUACUCUACUCUCUAUCUCAGGCAACAUUUGA